AUGAACCAUGCACCCCGCAUUGAAGAUACAGAUUUAAUUGACCCAGUACUGCUCCUGAAUGGGAAUGCAGUGCAAGUUCCCAGCCAAGCCGGCCCUGUUCGCACAGUGCAAUCACGUCGGAGUGGUGGCUCCCGAGGUGGUGCACAAGAGCACUUAGCCAAAUCCAGUGUCUACUGGCCACUCAAAGUUCUUCGACUGAAGGAGAAGCUCCGAGAAUGGUCUCUGCCUGUAUCGGGCAACAAAUCUAUUUUAGUAGCGCGGCUCGACGAGGAUGACCGCCAACGUGCUCCCUACUCGGACACCCCUGAUGCAGAAGUUUUGGGCAUGGGAGGACACACAGGAACAGGAAUUGACGACGACCGUGUCACCCGCGACUUGGGGGCGCUAUGCGACUCCUUUGGAUGUGGACUCGUUGGAGAGGAAGAAUCUGAGGAUGAAGAUCAAGGAGAGUGCGAAGAAGACAAAGACGAGGAGGUCGCACCCACAGGCAUGCAAGAUCAGAUGGACGUUGACCACCCCGUGCACUGCGCUGGUUCUGCCGCAGAUUCCAAAGCAUGGAGUGGGCAUCAAACUGAGAGUAGCGUGCUCGGCCUGUGGAAAUGUUGGGUAGACCAGGCGCUUGCUGCAGGAACGAUAUCCGAUGUGGUGAUCGACUCCCACCACUUGAUUGAAUACCUGAAGUAUGCAGCAAUGCGGAAGUUGCUGACAACUCGAGGUCUCGAGCGACUGGGAGAUCAACGGCUUUCUGCUUCAUCACUCAAAAAGAUCAUGAUGAUGCUGGGCUGCGUGCAGAGACAACAGGUCGACAACGACCCACAGCUCGACCAGACGCGCCCCGCCAUGACUUCUCGCACAAUCGAUUACUAUCGAGCAUUGAUGGUCACUGCGCAACGUUUGCGACUGGAAUGCUCCCCCUUUGAGGAGAUCAAGAAGUCGAUUCUGACUGGCCUUGAUCAGUUGCCAUCUGUCAUCAAGGCGCACUUCUCGUGGACGUGGCAAUGCACCACACUCAAUCGCGGUGACGAGCUGCUCAACCUCCUCCUCUGCUGCAUCCAGCCGCACCAGAUCUUCAUCUCGAACUACACUACUGUCGAUGGAAGGCGAAGCGGCCAUGGACGGUACGUCUUUGGUGUCCUGUCUCUCUACCAUGAGACCAAAGUAGCAAAACCCGGGCAGCAGGAACCUGACUACAACUUCGUCCUCCCACAUCGAGACCCACUUCGUUGCUCGGUCGGUGCGCUCUCGCUACUCCUACACUUCAUAUUCAACAGGGAGAAGCUGGUGGACAGCAUAGAAGGAUGGGACUGGUCCCUUGCUGCGUCAUGGCGGAAGGUAAAGCUUGUGUAUGGAUGGAAGGUGCACAAGCCAUGCAGCCAAGAUGCGAUGCAGAAGAUGUACAAGACAUUCCUCGAGCCAACGAGCAUCAAAUCCUCGAAGAAACUUCAUCUCGCUCGGCGUACCCUUCCCGGGGUUAUGGAGGAUAUGGGUGUGAAUAUGGAUGAGAUUGAUGGUGUCGGCCACUGGACGGGCAAUACGAGAUGCGAGGUGUACGCCUCGAAGAUACCGAAAUUGGCCAUGACUGCACUUGCCGGCUUCUAUGUCAGUGAGCAAUAUGAUGUUCCAUGGGCAUCUGUGAAAGUUCUGCAGGGCUUGCAGAUGCAGCUCUUUCCAUUCGUUGAGGAGGCUCUCAUCCAUCUCAAGGCCCGUGAGAAAAUCAACCAUGGUACUGUCAACUUCCUCGAGCUCUUGCAGCAGCUUCGACCUUUCCUUUGGCGGAUCAUGGGAGCCAUCCAUGAAGCAUUUCCCGAGUCAGCAUUGUUCAAGCGGCUGGAGGUUUUGCAAAGCGAUGAAGCACGGCUCUUUCUCACUCACUGGCCGGCAGCCCAUCAGGUGAAGGAUGUCGAGGCACAAUGUGCCACACAAGCCGCUGCGGUGUUCGCAGAGAGCGUGACACAAAGCACAUUCAUGGCACUUUCCAUGGGCUCACAGAACGUCGAAGCCUCGCUGCGCGAACAGUCACAGCAGCUCAGCGUCAUCUCUCGGUGCACCGAGCAGUUCUCUCCAUCGAAGCAGGCACCUGCGCGGUGCACCCGGAACCAUGAACUGACGCCAACACCCUCAGUGCAUGUUGCGAACACUCCACAAGGGGCAACGUCCGAGUUGCUGCUGAGUAUGCCUGCUCAGGGUGUUGCCAUGAUGAGAGCCGAGAUUGGAGGUGCUGGCGAUGAUCCUUUCAGUGAUGCAAAUUCCAUGCGAGUUCCCAUUGCUGCGACACAUCCUGGGACCACUGCUGGAGUGCCCAUGGACAUUGAUCACACUGUCAACAUCCCGAUGUCAGCUUCAGCUGCUGUUCGUUGUGAUGGCAGGCAACCAAACACGCUGUUGCAUGGCGGCACUCGGGUGCCAGAUGGACCAGCCAGUCUCAUCCCUUAUAGUGUCCCCCACAAUGUGUUCGAUCCGAUCUUGCCAGAAGCUGCUGCAUUCCAUGGCGAGAAUAAGCCACCUCCCCACACGUACCCUCUUUUCACAAGUUCAUCCUGCUCAUGGACUGCUAUACUGCCUCUCAUCCAGCGCCCGGACCUCAUCUGGAAAUGCUGGAAGCCGGGAACCCUCAGUGACUACCGCACAAUCAGAGAUCUGUGGGAAGUAUGGAUGGAAGGUGAGCGGAUUGACGGUGUCGGACGGAAGCCACCCCUGCGGGAGGUCGACAAGCUGUGGGGCAUGCAAAAGAACAAGGUGACAAACAAGGGGCGCCAGCAAAGCUGGCGGCCUCGCAACGACGCCGCAGCACGUCAGCACUGGACCCAAUUCAUGUACUUUGUCUCUCGCGUCGAAGGCCUGAUGGACCAGGGAAAGACAUUGUCAGAAGCAGUGCACCAACUCGAGCAACAGCGCGGUACCCUGUCACUCCACCAGCUCCGCAAACAGACACAGAGCAAGCGCAAAAGUGUCCAGACCGGGCCCUCGCUCGUGGAUCCCCCGCCUGUUGGUGGCACACAGCCCGCUCCGGCCACCACUGCUAACGUGGCCACCACUGCUAACGUGGCCAUCAGCGCGAACGCGGCCAUCGUUGGCAGCGGUGGGAACAGCGCAGUCACGCCGUCGUCGGGGUCUGCCGCGCACUCAGCGGACUCGGGCCAGUCUUGA
Molecule: messenger RNA, 3147 nt
Organism: Sparassis crispa
Lineage: Eukaryota; Fungi; Basidiomycota; Agaricomycetes; Polyporales; Sparassidaceae
Exons: 18
Coding region: 1-3147 (1048 amino acids)
Molecular function (GO): DNA binding
Source: RefSeq, a predicted model, not a curated record